This is a messenger RNA of Aspergillus aculeatus ATCC 16872, 936 nucleotides long. Its product is annotated as glycosyltransferase family 90 protein. The transcript has a single exon. Bases 1 to 936 code for a protein of 311 amino acids. The record is from RefSeq and is a predicted model, not a curated record. NCBI's taxonomy places the organism in Eukaryota, Fungi, Ascomycota, Eurotiomycetes, Eurotiales, Aspergillaceae.
AUGGAACACAAUGUCUGCCUGUCCCCGGAGCCGGGGAAGCUGCACGGCUUCGUCGCCUCUCCGGGCAACUUCAUCUACACCCACGCGCGCGCUCCGAUCCUGAGUUACGCGCGCAUGGCGCCCUUCCACGACAUCUUGGUUCCGUGCCCCUUCUACGUGAACAACCCGGUGGCGCAAGACGAGAAGAAGACGGAAACGGAGGAUUCGAUUCCCUUCCACGACAAGUUGAAGGUGGUUUACUGGCGGGGCCGGUCGACCGGCGGCCACGCGCUACGCACGACGUGGCGGUACGGCCACCGACAGCGGUUUGUCGGGUUCGUGCACGCGCUGCAGCGGGCGGCGGAGGUAUUCGAUGUGAGUCGGUUCUUCUUCGGCCCCUCCAUCCGGGGGUGGGGCGAGCGCACCACCACCACCACCACCACCACUCGCGGCGCCCUGCGGAUUGCGUUCGACGUGCAGAUGGGGGGUUUCAUCCAGUGCGACGAAGAGGUCUGCGACGAGAUGGAGCGGGUGCUGGGCCAUGCGCACUUCGAGGGCCAGGAUGCCGAGCGGCAGUUUCGCUACCUCUACGACCUGGACGGGAACGGCAUGAGCGGCCGCUUCUACCACCUCCUCUCGCAGCGCGCCGUCGUGCUGAAGCAGACCUGGUUCCAGGAGUGGCACGACGAACGUCUGCUCCCCUGGGCGCACUAUAUCCCCGUUACGAUGGGCAUGGAGGAGCUGCCCUCCGUGGUGGACUUCCUCAUCAAUGACCCCGACGGCGAGCGUAUUUCCGCGGAGAUUGCAGAGGCCGGGUCUGCCUGGUCGCGCCGGGUUCUGCGCGAUAUCGAUAUGUCAGUCUACGUUUACCGGUUGUUGUUGGAGAUGGCGGCAAUCUUUAAGCCUUUGGACCCGGAUGAGAAGGUUUGGGAGACUGUGACCGAGCAGUUGCUCUAA